AUGUUGGCUGGUGUACUUGUCGACGUAUCGGGCUCUAUGAAGAGUAGUCUUCAAUUGCAUAUGAAACCGUCCGAUCAAGAUAUUACUCGUGCUCAAUCAAUUUUCACUACCAUCAUGAACAUAGUGAAUCGUGAAGUUUGUUUCCAAGACAGUUACGAAGUGUUCGUGUUAGCAUUUGGAUUGCUAGAUGUUGCUACAUGUGACUUACUCACUUUGCUGGAUUAUGUUCAGACAUUAGAUCUGCAACGUAAUGGCAAUGGUCACGAAAAUCUCCUACUAUUAUUGACAUUCAUAAAAUUCUUAAAUGCUUAUCAAUACAUUCGAGAACACGUGACCGAAAGCGAAGCACAAUUUCUUUUCAAGUUUUAUUCGGAAAACCGUGAGAAGUUACGUCAAAUCUUAGAACAAGUUUUUUUUUCGACAGCAGAUCGCAAGCUCUAUGGUAACGGUCAAAAAGCUCUUAUCGAUUUGUUAAAAUCCAAUAGAGCAUCAAUUGCUGAGGAAUACGUGAGAGAACACAUGACCGAAGAGGAGGCGGGCCUUCUUUACAAAUUCUAUUCAAAGAAGCCCGAUAUAUUACUUGAAUUCGUGGAGGAAUUUGGUUUUUCGGCAUCAGAUCGCUCGCACCAUGGCAGCGGUCAAGAAGCUAUCAUCGAAUUGUUAUCAUUAAAUGGAGCACCAAAUGUUAAAAAAUACGUGAGAAAAUACAUGUCAGAAGAACAAGCACAAUUUCUUUUCAAAUUUUACUCGAGAAGGACAAAAGAUUUAGAUAAGGUUGUGAAAGAUUUGCCAGAUAUAUGCAAGAGAACAUAUUCCUUAACAAAUAUGGGUCUCUUUAUGAUGAAUAUGGGAUCAACUUUCAAAGUUUGUGAUGAUGCAAAUACUGUAGAAGAAAAGGCUACUACAGAAAAGGUUAUGCGUGCAAUAGAGCGUGCAUAUGAUCCUGCAACGAAGCACUUAGCUAUUCUCGUGAAAGAACAUGUCGAUCUUCUGAUAAUAGAUCUCAAACACCUGCUUCGGCAACCAAUUGUGGAAAAAUUACGAACGAUGACAAGACCUGAAAGCAGAACCUUUAAUUCCACCGUGAAUCUGUUGAAACAGGUAACAAACACAUCGUCAGACUCGUCAAAAACUCAGCAAUCUUUAACAUCUGCCCAACUAUCAGCCUUAGCUGAUUCCAUUGAGCCUUUUAUUUACGGAAAUACCCCGAUGUGUCAAGCACUACAAUCUGCUCUCCAUACAUUUUGUUCUGGUACUCAUAAACAAAAAGUUCUUUUUUUACUUUCGGAUGGAGAAUCCACCGAUGGGAAUCCUACACGAUUCGCUCAAGAACUUCGCAAACUAAAUGUGCUGGUCUUCGCUUGUAUUUUGACAUCAAAGAAUAUCUCGAAUCCAAGACAAUUAUAUUAUGAACCCGAUCCGAAUUGGUCAAAAGCACAUCGAGAAAUGUUUGAACUCAGUACUACGGUGGAAAACAGUCAUUCAGCAAUGUCGAUCCUCCAGGAACAGAAGUGGGAUCUACCUCCCGCUGGCCAUAGCCGUCUUUUCGUCCAAGCAAAUCAUCCUGAUGUGAUUAAAGAAUUUUCAAAUAUCAUUCAAUAUAUGUCCGAAAGUAAUGACGUUUUAAUGAAUAUGAUUGGCCGAGUAUCUUUGGAUAUAUAUAUCAAUGCUGCCAAUUCCACCUUUGAAGCAAAAGAACAAACAGAUUUGACUUGUUAUGCUUAUGCAAGUGCCACUGUAUUUCACUUGGCAAUGUGUCGAAUUGAAGGUCGGGAGGAUGGCGUAGAUAAGUUCGAAGACAUCUAUGAAGAGUUGAUCAAUAAAUUCGGUUGCGAACGAGCACUCACCGAAGAAGUUCUGAGGACUUGCGCUCCUACAUAUCGUUUACACAGCAAAGAAGUCGAAGAACUUGGUGCUCGACAAGCGAUCAAUCAACGGAGACCAGUAGUCGCGACAUUUAGAUUGAAUCAGAAACAAUGGGAUGCGUUCACAACAUUUUACGCAGAUGCUCCGCAGGGUGUGUUGGAAGCGAAAGACUUGGGUUUGGCUAGUGUUGGAGACAAAUUAUUUGGGCACGCUGUUGUGUUGAUGAAGUGUGAUCCGACGAGUUUAACAUUCAUUAACUCAUGGGGCACUAAAUUUGCAGAUAAAGGCUUUUUUCGAGUUCGAAACCAAUCAGUAUUAAAUCUGAAAUUCUAUGAUGUUUAUUGGGAUUUAAAUGACUUAACGGCAAAAGAAAUUGAGGCAUUUGAAAGGAAGAGCAGUGAAAAGGGGCAAAAUCUGAUACAAAAACUACCAAUAGGUAUUAAAAAUUUACCCUAUAAAUGUCCUGAAUGCGGUGCCUCUUCGCCAGUGUGGAUGUUCAUAAUAGAUUUCUCGGGGGCAAAAUGCCCGGAAUGCGAUGGACAUUUUAAGCCAACACCAAUGGGAGUCAAUGUUACUGCCUACACUCGUUAG
Messenger RNA from Rotaria socialis, 2457 nucleotides. The record is from the annotation of a GenBank genome assembly. Lineage: Eukaryota; Metazoa; Rotifera; Eurotatoria; Philodinida; Philodinidae.